Messenger RNA from Anopheles moucheti, 4107 nucleotides. RefSeq lists its product as uncharacterized. Lineage: Eukaryota; Metazoa; Arthropoda; Insecta; Diptera; Culicidae. The transcript is spliced from 3 exons. The record is from RefSeq and is a predicted model, not a curated record. The coding region runs from base 240 to 3068 and encodes 942 amino acids.
CGGUUAUCGGAAAUGGUUUAUUUAUUUUUCGUGUGACUUUUAGCAAACUUCUUCGUUCUGCUGCUCCUGCUGAUAAGGUGCGCGUUAUGUUGAGUUGGUGUAAAGUGGCAAAAAGCUCAGCACUCCCCUCGUAGUGCGAUCAUGUACGUGCGAUUUGCGAUUAAGGUUAACUGCAACACGCUACGCGGGACACAUAUUACGCAAAGUAAAGAAUUUGUCCACCUAGAGCGAGUGUGAAAAUGUCUGACGAUGACGCUCCACGUACAGCUGUGUCCCCGCCAUUAAACUGCGCAAAAAUUGAGGCCGCAUCAUCAGUACCCGUUGAGUUCCAAGAACUUGAACACCCUUCCGUAAAGGGGGAAAACGUUUCAGACUGUGUGAAAGUGAAACCCGAAACAGAACCAGUGGAAUUGAACGAUAGCAACGUAGAACCGCUCCGAUCGAAUGACCAUGAAGCGACAAAAGUCAAGCAACGAAAAUGCGUUCAAUUUACGACAACAUCAGCAGCAGCAACAACAACAACAACAACAACACCACCCGGCACUGCUGAUGACACGCUGCGCAAGUUUAUCGAAGGUGAGGAAAUAUUGGACAAAAGGAACCCGUUCAAAAUCGACGUACCGUACGGAGCGGAACCGUAUGUGGACCGUCGGGUGCUGUACACAACAACCAACGAAUCGGGCCUUAUCGGAGCCGAUAGCGGCGGAGGGAAUGAAGCGGACGAUUCUGACACCGAUCUGGACGAUAACGUUUUCAUCACGAAGGAAGAAAUACUGCGGCAAUCGAAAUAUGUGAAGACGUAUAUAAAAAAUCCCGAUAAACACCUCAACUACGAUAAAAGUGUAAUCCAGAAAAUGAACGCCCUGAAAGCGAAAGGGCGUGAGGUGCGCGAUGUGGUAGUGGUUGACGGUGCUGCCCCUGUGCCCGGGGCCGUUAGACCUCCGAUACCGGCACCCCGUACCAUUCACCGGCCGAACGAUCGAAACAACAACAAUCGCAGGCAAAACGUUGCCUCACCGCAAAUGGAACGCGUCGUCAACCGUAAACCGAUACCGCGAGCAAGACGGCGUGACUAUGCCGAGGUAAAGGUACGCAUCGGGUCGGCCGAAGCCGAAGAAUCGCUGUACGAUUCGAACGAGGUCGUUCAGAAUGCGCUGAAGUUUGAUAGCCGGUUUAGGAAGGUGGAAUUUGGCUCGCAAGAUGAUAUCGAUACGAUCGCCGAAAGAACGGAAGACGGAACAGAUCAACCUGUGGUUGUGGGUGCUGCUGCACGGACGGUAGAAAACGAAAAUCGUCCAGCUGUGACAGAAAAGGGAAAGAACACUUCCCCGAGCAAAGAUCAGCCCGAUGGACGAAAGACGACUUUUGCCGAGGAUGUGAAGAAGUCGUUUUCCAACACAGUGAAAAGUGCCGACUUUCGGAAGUACCUUCAGAGCAAGGGGCUUUCCCUGGUGCCAGCAAAACCGAAAGCGAUUGAGGAAACUCCCAACAAGGCCAAUCGGUUAUCAGCAAUAUCCGUAAGCAGCACACCACCAACGCGCCAGCCGGCCAAACCUUCGGUGCUAACGCGCUUCUUUCAAAACGGGCUCUUCUCACCAAAAACUCCCAAUGAUCCCGCAUACUCGUCGAUGUUUGGAAAAUCUUCCGCAUCACUUCAUUUUACAAGCAGCACACAACCGCGCUUAACACGGCCACAACUGCCGGCACGAUUCGGUAGUUUUAACAGCUCGCUCAAGAAACCAUCCUCCUUCGGUACGGGGGAGGUGACACCAAAGGUUAAUUUUAGACAGUCAGUAGAAGGACGGGAGGAUAUGAUGAGCGCCCCGGUUAGACGUCCUGCUUCGGUAAAUGAUUUUGAGCGACCGAAAUUACGCACCAACAUGGCCAAUAGAUCGGUAUCCUCGGUGGAUUCUUUGAAGCGCCCGGUGAAAAACGCUGGCGUACAGGUAAACCUAGCCACACAUGGAUCUAAUAAUGGACAAGCAGUGCGUGAAAGUCAAUUGGUUCCUGUGCAAAAUCGAGUCAUAACUACGCAACACGUUGGUGGAGGUUUGCCACCUAGAAACCCUAUGGUUGGGCAGAUGUAUCCGCAGCAGGUCACUCAGUAUCAUUCGCUACGUCAACGACCAGAUAUUCGUUUCUCUGGAGGAUCUACACACACGGUAGCUCCGCUCUAUUCAGAACCACUGCGCGAACCACCAAUGAUGGUACCGGAUGAUACGGAUUCCGGAUUCCGAUCAACGCAAGACAACGGAUAUCACAUCUACGAACAAACGCCCGAUAAUUUAAGACGAAGCGAAUUGGUGUACGGCAAAAUUGGUUACAUGAGCAACACGCAGCUAAAUCGUUGGCAUCCACAGGAUCGUCGAUCGUACAGCAGCAUGCAGGAAGGAGUAAUGGGUAUGAACGGUGGAACAUACGGUCGCUUACGUCCGCUGUACGUUUCCUCCCCACUGUCCACCCAAUCGACACCGGUGCGUCGUCGUGUAUCCGACACACUGGACCGGGAGCAAAUUCUUCACCGCAUCUACGACUUCUGUCGACGAUCGAUACGAAACAGUAGCAAAACGAGCGUCCACUCGAACCAAACGGAACCGCCUUCCUACCAGAGCAGCGGCAAUGUUUACGGUACGAAAAUUGUCCCCAGCGGAUCCUUUCCCGUCGAACGACAACGGGUACAGCGAGUACAAAGUCUAAACACUCCACGACCGAACGUAACGCACCAUGGGGCGUUAAACUAUACAAGAGCGGUAGCAAUCCCCGUACCGGGCAUUCCCGCCAACCAUGGUAGAAUGGCAACAGUUCCACAAAAUCAGCACGAUCGUAAUAUUGAGAAUAUUUACGCGUUUGUAAACAAAAAGAUGGUCCAGAUGAAUGUCGGUGCGGGCGAUCAUGGCAGUGUUCGAUCGGUGCAAACAUCCGCGCCAACCACCCUGCGCAGGGUUACAUUCUCAAGCAAAGGUGUAGGAGUACACGACGGCAUGACGGAUGGGCUCGAGGAAGCAGACUACGUUAACAUACGUGGUGCUCCAGAUGGGCUACUAACAUACGGAAUUGGUUCACUUUGAAUAUGCUUUACUAUGCCUGGAGCGCUUAGUUUACUAGCAGCAGAAGUAAGCUUGCAGAAGCGUUGGCCAUCACACCUGUUACUCCAUUUAGUGUUACACCUCGUGCGUCGGUCCCAUUUUGUCAUGCUUUGUGUUGUGCAUCGUUUGUUCAUAACACCUACCUCACUUUGUGUGUAGUUUUAUUCGUUUUCAUCACGUUUUUCAUUUACAAUAGGACUUUUUAUUUAUUUAUUUAUUAUACCAACUGUGGCAGCGUGUUAAUGCUUAUCCUUUUAAUGCUUUUUUUAAACAUUUAUAUUAUCUUUUUUUCGGGUAACGUAAAUUGCAGGAUAACCACCAAAGAAUGAUUAUCUACAAGAUUAUCUUUUGAACUUUGUUUUGAAUUGGUUCGUUAGUUCUUUGGUCCUUUUAUUUCUUUUUAUACAUUUCUCCUUUAAUUUAUUUUUCUCUCUUUAUUAUCCUUGGGUUCAAUGUUAUCUUAAUGAAUGUUUUCUGACCGCUCCUUUUUACAUUGAUGAUUGCAUCGUGCUUUGUUUUUACAACCUCCCCCGAUAUGUUCUGAUCCGUUCGUCCAUCUCCUACAGAUAUCCAGUACCGAACUACACAAUGCUGAGAGAUUUCACAUGGUGGUGCCACACAUACACGUGGUGUUUUAAACGCGGGGGGACGCGUUAAACGCUAAUAAAACGACGUGCCCCCGAUAUACUUUUGUAAGAAGUUCGUGAUAGCAGAGCAAAAGCAAUAGCAGUAUUCUAAGCAAAACGAGCAACACGCGCUAACGAUGACCGUAUAUAUAGUUCUUCGCAAAUAGAUAUGCUAGCAAACCAGCAGAAAAAAAAACCAACAAACAAACAAACAUUUUGAAUCCUAUUAGAAUCCUUUAAAGGAGUAUAGAUUUGCUAAAAACCAUUUUUUAAAUAUUGCGCGCAUUAUACCUACUAUUAUACCGUAUAAUACAUUCAUAAAAAAUAUAUAUAUACGAGAAAAACAAACUUUUAUACACAUCUAUUUUUGUAUAUUGUGAAAAUAAACUAUUGUG